Molecule: messenger RNA, 1053 nt
Organism: Parnassius apollo (apollo)
Lineage: Eukaryota; Metazoa; Arthropoda; Insecta; Lepidoptera; Papilionidae
Source: the annotation of a GenBank genome assembly
AUGGGCGCCAGCUGGAUGAUGCUACGACGAUGGCUGCCGGCAGCGUGCGCCGCGCUGCUUAUUGUCGCGGAGCUGAGCUGCGCCUCCAAUGAAGACAUGGGUGAAGAUUUCAGCCCACAAGACGGACUUUACGAAAGAUGCAUAAGAGAAGAUGACCGUGAAGGCAUGUGCGUCCCCCCACAUCUCUGUUACGAAAACUACACGCUAGCCACUGGUGGCGUCAUUCUGACGUACAAUCUCAGGGACGGCAGUGUUAAACGAGAUUGUCCUAAGUGGAUGUGGUGUUGCACGAACGACACCGCGCCACCACAGAAAACUCUACCUGAUACUCCAGGAUGUGUUAGAGUCUACCCGGAAGAAGUUACUGUAUGUCCCUGGUGUGUCGCUUUAUAUCGGCCGGGCGGCGACGUGUCGCGCGGUCAACGUACGGAGUCGGGCCUGUACUGCGCGGGCGCGCUGGUGGGCGCGCGGGUGGUGCUAACGUCGGCCACGUGUGUGCGCAGCGCCGGCGCGGAGGCCACGUGGGCGCGCGUGCCCGCCUCCGCUGCGCCCGCGCGCCGCUACUCCGUCCUGCAGAAAAUAACCCACGAGAAUUACAGCACUGGCACACAUGCAAACGACUUCGGACUUCUUGUUCUAAACGAGGACGUGCAGUGGGAUGAAGGGCCAGAUCUUUCAAAAGGAGCGUGUAUAGGCCUUCAGUCGCAGCUAAACGGCCCUUGUUAUGCCGCUGGAUUUAACAUGUUAGAAGAUAUAGUGAUGGCGGAGGUGUCGGUUCGCAGCGGCAACUGCCGGACACGUCGGCGGGGGACUGACAAAAGUGUCGACGUGGCGUGUGGCGCCGCCAUCGACAUGCCGUGCCCGAUAGUGCCCGGUGCGCCAGUCGUCUGCCCCACCGUCAGUGAUGAGCAGGGUGGGCUAGUGAUCGCUGGCGUGGCACGACAAGCCUGUCAAGACGGAUCGGCGAAGCUAGGAAAGAUAGAGGUGCACGCGCAGUGGCUUGAGCUGCAGCUGCAGCGGCUCGGAGUUGACUCAGAUAAUUACAUGGGGUAG